GAGGACGCCCUUGGUUUUCCGGUGCAAAGAGGACCCUGUUCGGCAGCUUUCCGCCUCAACUGCCCCACGAUGACCUCCGCCCUUCUCCCCGCCGGGCCAACGACAUCAAUACCAGCAUGCCCACCAUGACAUCUUUCCGUACAGCAACAUCUCUACGCCCACUUGGCCCACCAAACAAGCCAUCAUGUCGACCAUAGACCUGCCAUUGACGCGCGAAUCCAUCGUCGCCGCACACGCCCUUAUCAAACCACACAUUCACACCACGCCGGUGCUCACCAACACCACGCUCUCGCACCUCGCCUCCACGCCCCAACGGCCUGAAGCACUGAGGGGCACGCCAUGGGAGGGACAAGAGCCGGCGAAGCCGAAGAUCAGGCUAUUCUUCAAGGCGGAGAAUUUCCAGAAAAUUGGGGCGUUCAAGGUUAGGGGCGCGUUCCACGCGGUGCUGAGGCUGGUCGAGGAGAAGGGGAUUGAGGAGGUUAGGAGGAAAGGGGUGGUUACGCAUAGCUCUGGCAACCACGCCCAAGCCCUCGCCCUCGCCGCCCGCACCCUCUCGGUCCCCGCCCACAUCGUCAUGCCGUCCAUCUCGACGCCCAGCAAGAUCUCCGGCACCCGCGCGCAGGGCGCCAUCCUGCACUUCUCCGGCUCGACCGCCGCCGAGCGCGAAGCCGUCGUCGCAGACAUCAUCAAGGAGACGGGCUCGACCCUGAUCCCGCCGUACGACCACCCGCACAUCAUGCUCGGCCAGGGGACUAUGGCGCUCGAGUUCGAGGAGGAGGUCGCCAAGAUGCUGGAGGAGAAGCCCGAGUUGAGCGUGCACUACAGAGAAACUCGCGGCGAGGAAGAAGGGAAAGCGAAGGGGCGGAAGGGAGGCGUGUUAGACGCGCUCAUCGCGCCGUGCGGCGGCGGCGGCAUGCUGUCUGGCAACGCGAUAUACUUCCACUCCACGCCCACCCUUGUCUUCGGUGCCGAGCCAGAGUUCGAGGGCGCAGAUGAUGCGCGCCGCGGCGUCGCGGCCGGCGAGCGCAUCACCUCUGUCAAGACUCUCACGAUCGCGGAUGGGCUGCGCACACCGUUGGGUCCGCACACCUGGAAGGUUAUAAGUGACAAGGAUUAUGUGGCCGGUCUCUACGCCGUCACUGAACAACACAUCAAAGACGCACUGCGCCUCGUUUUGGAGCGGAUGAAGUGUUUCGUCGAGCCCUCCGCGGUCGUGGGCCUCGCCACCGUACUCUUCAACGAGGAUUUCAGGAGGCUAGUAGAAAAAGAAGCAGGCGAGGAAGGGUGGGAUGUUGGGCUCAUAUUCAGUGGAGGGAAUACGACUAUCGAAGCCAUUGUGAAGAUGUUCGGCGACGUGGAUAAGAAGGAGGCUGCGAGGGGAGAGGGUGUUGUAGGCGCCGACGGUAAGGAGGUGGCUGAGAAUGUUGCUGGGUGAGGAAGUCUGGAGGGCCCUGGUAUGUGGAGCUAUGUCGAAUGGGAAGUGAUGGUGGUGUGUUAGCUACAAUGUCUCAAUGGUGAGUGAUCACACAAGCAUUGAUGAGCGUGGAGUAAGUCAAGUAAGAUCGUUGUAUUGAUGUUGUUGAUGUACAACAACAUGAAGAAGUCUAUGCUACUGACCACCAAGGCCACUACAGCAGCUGUUCCGGGUGCUACCCACAAAAUACCAAUCCAGACACCAUCAAACACCAACACCAAUCUAC
Molecule: messenger RNA, 1700 nt
Organism: Macroventuria anomochaeta
Lineage: Eukaryota; Fungi; Ascomycota; Dothideomycetes; Pleosporales; Didymellaceae
Product: tryptophan synthase beta subunit-like PLP-dependent enzyme
Exons: 2
Coding region: 185-1435 (416 amino acids)
Biological process (GO): D-serine biosynthetic process; pyruvate biosynthetic process; L-serine metabolic process
Molecular function (GO): L-serine ammonia-lyase activity; ATP binding; pyridoxal phosphate binding
Source: RefSeq, a predicted model, not a curated record